Messenger RNA from Vicia faba (fava bean), 3120 nucleotides. NCBI's taxonomy places the organism in Eukaryota, Viridiplantae, Streptophyta, Magnoliopsida, Fabales, Fabaceae. The record is from the annotation of a GenBank genome assembly.
AUGGAAGCCAGCGCCGGAUUAGUCGCUGGUUCGCAUAAUCGUAACGAGCUUGUUGUCAUUCAUGGCCAUGAAGAGCAUAAACCUUUGAAGAACUUGGAUGGUCAAGUGUGUGAGAUAUGUGGUGAUGAUGUUGGACUCACUGUGGAUGGAGACUUGUUUGUGGCAUGCAAUGAGUGCGGUUUUCCGGUGUGUCGGCCGUGCUAUGAAUAUGAAAGAAGGGAGGGGAGACAGCUCUGUCCUCAGUGCAAGACCAGAUACAAGCGUCUCAAAGGGAGCCCUCGGGUUGAGGGAGACGAUGACGAGGAAGAUGUGGACGAUAUUGAACAUGAAUUCAACAUUGAAGAGAAAAUGAACAAUCAUGAUCAUUCUGCUGAGGCCAUGCUGCAUGGGAAGAUGAGCUAUGGCAGAGGACCUGAAGAUGACGAGAAUGCGCAUUUCCCAGCUGUUAUUGCUGGCGGUCGCUCUCGACCUGUGAGUGGUGAGUUCCCAAUUUCAUCUCAUGGUUAUGGAGAGCAGAUGUUAUCUUCUACGCUGCAUAAACGAGUUCAUCCAUAUUCCGCAUCUGAUCCUCGAGGUGCGGGAUGGGAUGAAAAGAGAGAAGAUGGAUCAUAUGAUAGAGUGGAUGACUGGAAAUUACAGCAAGGAAAUUUGGGACCUGAACCUGAUGAAGAACUAGAUGGAGCCAUGUCGGAUGAAGCAAGACAGCCACUGUCAAGGAAGGUACCGAUAGCAUCGAGCAAAAUCAAUCCAUAUAGGAUGGUGAUCGUGGCACGUCUUGUUAUUCUUGCCUUCUUCCUCCGAUACAGACUUAUGAACCCAGUUCAUGAUGCAAUGGGACUAUGGCUAACUUCCAUUAUAUGUGAAAUCUGGUUUGCUUUUUCAUGGAUCCUAGAUCAGUUCCCCAAAUGGUAUCCUAUUGAUAGAGAAACCUACCUCGACCGUCUUUCAAUCAGGUACGAGCGUGAAGGUGAACCAAACAUGCUUGCGCCGGUCGAUGUCUUUGUCAGUACUGUGGAUCCCUUGAAGGAACCUCCUCUGAAUACGGCAAACACAGUUCUUUCGAUUUUGGCAAUGGACUACCCCAUUGAUAAGAUAUCAUGCUACAUUUCUGAUGAUGGAGCUUCAAUGUGUACAUUUGAAGCCUUGUCAGAAACUGCGGAGUUUGCUAGGAAGUGGGUGCCGUUCUGUAAGAAAUUUUUGAUAGAACCCCGCGCACCAGAGAUGUACUUUUCUGAGAAAAUUGACUAUCUAAAGGACAAAGUGCAGCCUACUUUUGUCAAAGAACGUCGAUCCAUGAAGAGAGAAUAUGAAGAGUUUAAGGUUAGGAUCAACGCGCUUGUGGCAAAAGCCCAAAAGGUUCCAGCAGGAGGAUGGAUUAUGCAGGAUGGAACACCAUGGCCAGGAAACAAUACUAAAGAUCAUCCUGGUAUGAUUCAAGUCUUUCUUGGUCACAGCGGAGGUCAUGAUACUGAAGGAAACCAGCUUCCUCGCCUUGUUUAUGUAUCCAGAGAGAAAAGGCCUGGAUUUCAACACCACAAGAAAGCCGGUGCCAUGAAUGCUCUGGUCCGAGUCUCUGCUGUACUUACAAAUGCUCCUUUCAUGCUGAACUUGGAUUGUGAUCAUUAUAUCAAUAACAGCAAGGCUGUCCGAGAGGCCAUGUGCUUCUUAAUGGACCCACAAACAGGGAAGAAGGUCUGCUAUGUCCAGUUUCCUCAAAGAUUUGACGGCAUUGAUACAAAUGAUCGAUAUGCUAAUAGGAACACAGUUUUCUUUGAUAUUAAUAUGAAGGGUCUAGAUGGUAUUCAGGGUCCUGUAUAUGUCGGCACAGGGUGUGUAUUUAGAAGACAAGCUUUAUAUGGAUAUAAUCCUCCCAAGGGUCCCAAGCGUCCCAAAAUGGUCAGUUGUGAUUGCUGCCCAUGUUUUGGAAGGCGCAAGAAGGUUAAGCAUGCAAUGACCGAUGCAAAUGGAGAGGCUACAAGCCUAAGAGGAAUGGAUGAUGACAAAGAAUUACUGAUGUCCCAGAUGAAUUUUGAGAAGACAUUUGGGCAGUCAUCAAUUUUCGUGACUUCAACCUUGAUGGAAGAGGGUGGUGUACCUCCUUCCUCAAGUCCAGCAAGCCAGCUUAAAGAAGCCAUUCAUGUAAUCAGUUGCGGAUAUGAAGAUAAAACUGAAUGGGGGCUUCAGCUUGGUUGGAUUUAUGGAUCUAUUACAGAGGAUAUUCUAACAGGCUUUAAGAUGCAUUGCCGUGGUUGGAGAUCCAUUUACUGUAUGCCAAAGAGAGUAGCAUUCAAGGGUACUGCUCCCAUCAACUUGUCAGAUAGGCUCAACCAGGUGCUUCGUUGGGCCCUUGGCUCCAUUGAGAUCUUCUUCAGUCAUCAUUGCCCCUUAUGGUAUGGCCACAAGGAAGGGAACCUGAAGUGGCUUGAGCGAUUUGCCUAUGCAAACACAACUAUCUACCCCUUCACCUCCAUACCUCUAGUUGCCUACUGUAUUCUUCCUGCUGUCUGCUUACUCACUGACAAAUUCAUCAUGCCACCGAUAAGCACUUUUGCUAGUUUGUACUUUGUUGCUCUCUUCACUUCAAUCAUGGCAACGGGCAUUCUUGAGUUAAAAUGGAGUGGUGUCAGCAUUGAGGAAUGGUGGAGAAAUGAGCAGUUCUGGGUCAUCGGUGGUGUAUCAGCACAUCUCUUUGCUGUCAUACAAGGUCUUCUAAAGGUUCUUGCUGGAAUUGACACCAACUUCACUGUUACAGCCAAGGCAACAGAUGAUGAGGACUUUGGAGAAUUAUACGCCAUUAAGUGGACUACUCUCCUAAUUCCUCCAACCACUAUCUUAAUAAUCAAUAUUGUUGGGGUUGUUGCUGGAAUCUCAGAUGCCAUAAACAAUGGAUAUCAAUCAUGGGGACCUCUAUUCGGAAAACUCUUCUUUUCCUUCUGGGUGAUUGUCCAUCUGUAUCCAUUCCUUAAAGGUUUGAUGGGUCGGCAAAACCGCACACCCACCAUUGUUGUGAUAUGGUCAGUGUUGUUGGCUUCCAUUUUCUCCUUGCUAUGGGUAAGAAUUGACCCGUUCGUGCUCAAAACUAAGGGACCUGAUACCAAGCUAUGUGGAAUCAACUGUUAA